Messenger RNA from Schistocerca piceifrons (Central American locust), 3788 nucleotides. RefSeq lists its product as uncharacterized. The transcript is spliced from 2 exons. The coding region runs from base 986 to 1378 and encodes 130 amino acids. Lineage: Eukaryota; Metazoa; Arthropoda; Insecta; Orthoptera; Acrididae. The record is from RefSeq and is a predicted model, not a curated record.
AAAUGUUGGGAACGGUCAGGCCUCAUCCCUAAAGUGGUGGGGAAAGGCGGCAGACUUUAAAACAUUAUAAACUACUCCACAUGUGGGUACAGCCAUAGUCCCCACCCAUGAGAUUUGCAUGUUGACUUCUCGUCAGCACAAUGGUGAUGUCGAGCGUCCCCUCAACCUAAAUAAUCGUCAUCAUCAUCCAUCUUUAACGAUCAUGAUGUCGACAGGUCUUUAAACUCUUAACAUGGACACUGAGUGAGGUGACACAGUGGUUAGCACACUGGACUCGCAUUCGGGAGGACGACAGUUCAAUCCCGCGUCCGCCCAUUCUGAUUUAGCUUUUGGCAGUAAAGAAAGGUCACUUGGGCUAUCUCUACUAGGGGGGGAUUGGACUACCUAAGUCACCUCUUCCUAUGAACUGGAGGGGGGAAAGGACUCGAACUGAAGUCUUUAUUUCAUGCAGUACAGCCAUGCAGUGUGUGUGCUCACCAGAAGCUCCAGAUUUCAACUGACUUAGUACACAGUACCACCACCAGAGAGCGCUGUCAUCUGUUCCGUGACAUAAUCCAAGAUGGCUGCCAUGAUGUCAACUGAUGACACAAGUACUGUUAGCCAAGAUGGCUGCAAACAGUGGGUUCACCACGAGGUCCGACCCUAGUAUACAGUACCACCACCAGAGAGUGCUGCCGUAACAUGAGCUGAUGAUGUGACUACAGUUAUUCAAGGUGGCGGCAUACAUUGUGUUCACCACAUGGCCUAGUGCCCAGUAGUCACCAAAGGGCACUGUCGCUUAUGACAUCAUCUGAUGAUGUGAGUACCGUUACCCAAGAUGGCCGCAUACACUGUAUUCACCAUGAGGUCUAAGUGGUCUAGUACAUACUGCCACCAUCAGAGCACGUGAUCGUUCAUUCUGUGACGUAACCCAAGAUGGUGGGUGAAAUGGUGGGAACUAAUAGGAGUACUUAAUCUGGUCACAUGCUAGACUUCAGCCAAUAGGAUGGUAGUAUCUGGUGAUGUCAUUGUAGGAGACAUAGGUGAGGCACAGCAGCUCUGGGGCCUCAGUCUUGUUCAGUCAAUUAGCAGCAUCAGAAGAAGAAGAAGAAGAAGUAAAACAAUGUGGCAUCAGCAGCAGUCGCACCACAGCACAGUCAUGCUGAACAGGAUUAAAUGGAAAGGGUCGAGGGCCAACAUGCCAAGCUCUGUGGCCACAUCCAGGCCUGUAGCCACCUCGGCUGCCAUCUCAUCGAGACCUGCAGCAACAACCUCCAGCGUGUCUGAACCAGUAGGGGCCACGUGGGAUCCGGUAGCGCACAUGGCACAAUUGAUGGAGCAGGACAAGAAGUUCCUGUUGUCUGUCCCAGACAUUGAUUUGUGUGAUGAGGACAACUGAUCUGCACCCGACACAUCGAAUGCUGUCGCUGGUAGUGUUAAACAACAAGAUGGAGGUCAGUACUGGUCACCAACAUAUGGCCCAUCCUGGCAGAACAUUUCUGUGAUAGUGCAACCACGGAGUGCAGAUACUGUGGAUAAGAAGGUGUCGAGUUCACCUACACGUUUGACCUCCACAUGCAAUUUAACUCCAAGUGGGUCGAAAUGUGUGAAUGUUGCUAUAGAAGAGCAUCAUGUCUGGGGGUUGCAUGUGAGAAUGGAGAUUGAAAAUGUAUCCAAAUGUGUUAACGUGCCAAUUUCUGAGUUCGACUGGGAUGAAAUAUGUUGUGCAGAGAGUUCCAUCAAUCAGCAGAUGACUACAGAGUAUUAUCCAACUCGUUCUCCCCAGACAUUCGCCUUACUGGUGUGACACUUUCUAUUACAACAGGGUAUGAUGACUGUGCAUUAUGUGUGAAAUUGGGUGGCAACUGUGUUUAUCUAAGACAUGCCUAAGUAAAUAAAUGUCGUGUGACUAGGGCCUCUUGUCGGGUAGACCAUUCGCCGGGUGCAAGUGUCUCGAUUUGACGCCACUUUGAAGGCUUGUGCGUCGAUAGGGAUGAAAUGAUAAUGAUUAGGACGACACAACACCCAAUCCCUGAGUGAAGAAAAUCUCUGACUCAGCCAAGAAUCGAACCUGGGCACUUAGGAUUGGCAUUCCGUCGCACUGACCUCUCAGGUACCGGGGGCAGACGUGCCUCAGUUAUGAAGUUAUACAAUCUGGACACUGCCAUUCGUCUUGCACAGGACAGUCUGAACCAUUGGCUGCCAGCAUAGACUCUGCAUGCAGUGAUGUUGUAAACUCCCUACGUAUGUAUAGUAUACAUGUUGACAAUCUUAAGCAACACCUUUGUUCGCAAAUGAAUGCUAAACCUAAAGAGAAACAGAUUAAAUUGUGUGUGUGUGUGUGUGUGUGUGUGUGUGUGUGUGUGUGUGUGUGUGUGUGUGUGUGUGUGUGUGUGUGUGAAAAACCUGAGUAAUCUGAGUACUGUGAGUCAUCGGGAUAACGGAAGCAUCCGAUUCCACCCGUCUGCUUUGACCAGUGACGUUACCAAUAUGGCGGAAACGACCAUUCACAACUCCCAUACUGCUCCUAGGAUGUCAUCACAUGAACAUAACAAACACGAAAAAAGAUCGAAAAACCACCAAACAGACAUUCCUCCAAAAAUAUAAUGAAACUAAUGGGACAAGUGGGGGAUAUUGGGGGUUUUUGGGUGCGGACAAACUAAAUAUAAACACACACCACAACACCAAACGACAAAAAACACUAAAAUAACAAGACCCCACAACCUUCCCAAAUUCCACUACACACAAAAAUCACCUGGAAUCGACCACUUCCCUUGACCUAUAUAGGUCAACAGUAACAUCCAAGCUGCUCGGGAUUAGCCGAGCAGUCUAAGGUGCUGCAGUCAUGGACUGUGCGGCUGGUCCCGGCAGAGGUUCGAGUCCUCCCUCGGGCAUGGGUGUGUGUGUUUGUCCUGAGGAUAAUUUAGGUUAAGUAGUGUGUGAGCUUAGGGUCUGAUCUUAGCAGUUAAGUCCCAUAAGAUUUCACACACAUUUGAACAGUAGCAACCGAUAUCACACCAUAAAUCUCAAAAUUUUCACCACCACCACACUUAAUCCUACCCCAAAAAAAGCAUCUAGAAAAUCAAAAUUGGAAUUGAACUCUUUCCUUGACCUGUUAUCCUUACGACAUCUCCACAUGUAGCUGUCCCUGGUCCAAGACGCCGUAACUUUAGUAAGCCUCAUUUCUGAACAACACGCUGAACACUUCAUGACUUCAGCCAACAGGCAGAAAAGCUGAAGAAAUUUUAUUAGAGACAACACACUGUCCCCCAUCAUCACUGACAACCGCAAACUGUUGACCUUGUCAGUCAUAUCCAUACCUACCAAAGACAUAAACAAGCCAUUUACCAAAAUUCACACACGAUGAACAGAAAAAAAAAGACUACACUAAUGUCGACAUAGCAAAACCAAAAUCAUUAUCUCUCUGAAAAAUAUACCGCUGAAAGCACAGUCACCACCGUUACCACACACAUGCAAUGCUACCACGCAAAUGAACCCCAUACGCCACAUAACAUGCUACCCAUAAACACACCACCAGAGAUCACCACCAAUCACAUCAAAACAACAACUACAAACACGCCACUCUCACAAACUAAACUCCGCGCCGUCGUGACAUCACACACAACAGCCAUACGUCACGGGCCAAUGCCAAUGGGUGGAAUCGAACGCUUCCGUUGACCCGAGUCAUCUAUUUGCUUUAGUGGGAUACGUGCUGAAUUUAUCACUUGUCAAAAAAGUUUAUUUGGUAAAUACUGUACAGGUGUAAGGAAGAAGAUACAUGCAGAUUGUAAUGAUAUUAAUGUAAUACU